AUGGCCGCCCUAAGUCUCGCUUUGGCUGCGCCCACGAGACGAGGCUUCGACCUGAACAUUAAUAACCUUUUGCGCUUGGCCACCAACUCCUUUGCCGAUAAGCAAAUCGGCGAGGCUUUUCACAACGAUGUACUGGUAGGAAGCCGACCGGCUCCGCCUAGGGGUGCCUCCCCCAGCCCGUUAUUUGUUACCAUAAAUGAGUAUGCCAAGAGGUUGCAGAACUUUAUAACCAAGGGCCAAGAUGAAACGGCCGCCAACACUAUACUCAAGCUGGCCAACUCGUCCAACGACCCGAACUAUCCCAUCGAUACCGGCUAUCUCGACAGUUUUCUGGAGCGGGUUGUCGCCAAGGUUGAUGGAAGGUGA
Ustilaginoidea virens is the source of this 366-nucleotide messenger RNA. RefSeq lists its product as uncharacterized. The record is from RefSeq and is a predicted model, not a curated record. Lineage: Eukaryota; Fungi; Ascomycota; Sordariomycetes; Hypocreales; Clavicipitaceae. The coding region runs from base 1 to 366 and encodes 121 amino acids. The transcript has a single exon.